AUGAACACGAAUUCCGAUUGGGUGAAGCGAGCAUUUCUCUUCAAAAAGCAGCUCGCUGCGAAAAUCCCUGCGGAAUGGAAGAAGCUCACCCCUGAUAUUGAGGCCUCUCAAAAUGUAAUCGAUGCCGUUGCUCUAAGUGGCAUUCUCUCCGAAACUGAACUGCAAAUAUUGCGGCUCGAUGCCAUGGGGCUCAUAGAUGCCAUCGCCCUCAGGAAGUAUACAUCAUUCCAGGCCACAAACGCGUAUGCCAAGGCCGCAGCGAUAGCCCAAAAUCUUACCAACUGCUUGGUGGACUGGUUUCAUGAGGAAGCCCUGGAGAGGGCAGCGUGGCUGGAUAAACAGCUGGAACAGACGGGGACAGUUGUCGGGCCCCUGCACGGUCUUCCAAUUUCGCUAAAAGAUAUCUGCGGUAUCGCCGGUCACGAGUGUACGGCUGGCUUCCUGUCGUUUGCUGGAAAUAAGGUACCUGACGCGGAUGGAACGUUGGUUGCAAUUUUGCGCGACGCAGGAGCCGUAUUCAUCGUCAAAACGGCCGUUCCGCAGGCCAUCAUGCACCUUGAAACCGACUGCUUUCUGGGACCAUGCACCAACCCUUAUAACCGAACUCUAACUCCCGGCGGAAGCAGUGGGGGCGAGAGCGCCCUCAUCGCAAUGAAAGCUAGUGCCAUGGGUGUCGGAACCGAUAUCGGUGGCAGCAUUCGCGCGCCGGCUGCGGUCACGGGUAUCUGGGGUUUCAAGCCAACGGCUAGCAGAACACCCAAGUAUGGCAAUGUCUCAACGAUGUCUGGACAAGAGGCCAUCGUUGGAGCUUAUGGUCCGAUGGGACAGUCUGCGCGCGAUAUGAAUUUAUUCAUGAAGGUGGUGCUUGCGGCUGAACCGUGGAAAAUUGAUCCAACCCAAGUUGCCAUGCCUUGGCGGAUAGAAGAGCUCACUUGGCGUGGCGGUGCGGCCACACCGACUAUCGGGGUCAUGUGGGAUGAUGGAGUCGUUCUGCCUCAUCUACCAAUUUCUAGGGCCUUGAAGUAUGCGGUCGGAAAGCUAAGGGUAGCUGGGUUCACCGUGGUCGAAUACAAGGCAUACAACGCCAAGGAGGCUUGGGACAUAAUAAGCCAGUUAUAUUUUACCGACGGCGGCGAGCGGAUAAAGAAAUACUGCGCGGAUAGUGGAGAGCCAGUGAUGGAGAUGACCGAAUGGAUUGUUAAGCAGAACUCUCGCCCUCGGUCUUCUCUCGAAGUGUUUGACCUUGUCUCACAGCGGGACGAAUACCGUGCGCGAUACAACAAGCAUUUUCAAGCCGCUGGGGUGGACGUUGUGUUAUGCCCGGCCGGGUAUGGACCAGCGCAGCCCCUGGGAACCACCAAAUGGUGGGGGUAUACUUCACAAUGGAAUCUGGUUGAUUAUCCAGGAGGUGUUUUCCCGACUGGGCUGUCUGUCGACCCUGUAAUGGAUAGUCCUGUUGCGCGGGAGGCUUUUUAUAGCGACUUGGACCGUGAGCUUUGGAGCGAAUACGAUCCGAAACGACUGGUCGACGCUCCCCUCUCUCUGCAGGUCAUCGGCGCUAGGUGGGAGGAUGAGAAAGUGCUCGCGGCAAUGACCCAGAUUUCGGAAGUUGUUCGAGCAUAA
This is a messenger RNA of Penicillium hordei, 1623 nucleotides long. RefSeq lists its product as uncharacterized. The coding region runs from base 1 to 1623 and encodes 540 amino acids. The record is from RefSeq and is a predicted model, not a curated record. Lineage: Eukaryota; Fungi; Ascomycota; Eurotiomycetes; Eurotiales; Aspergillaceae. The transcript has 8 exons.